Messenger RNA from Diprion similis, 3191 nucleotides. RefSeq lists its product as uncharacterized. The record is from RefSeq and is a predicted model, not a curated record. The coding region runs from base 47 to 1558 and encodes 503 amino acids. Lineage: Eukaryota; Metazoa; Arthropoda; Insecta; Hymenoptera; Diprionidae. The transcript is spliced from 3 exons. Gene Ontology annotation, biological process: signal transduction. Gene Ontology annotation, molecular function: protein binding.
AUAUAUAUUCUGAUUUUUAAUACCUUGGUUUAAAGGCAAAGUAGUUAUGGAGCAGUACAAGCAUUACGUAGCACUCAGGAAAGAAUUUCUCAGUGAAGCAAAACUUUAUCUAACGCGAUCAGAUGUGAUUGCUUUAAAGAUUCGUCAUCGUGAAGCCAUAAAUUCUGUAAGGACACUUGAGUCUAUUGAAAAUAUUGAACAACUGAUCAGAGUUCUUGAGAAAAGAGGGGUGAUCCGUUAUGAUAAAAUACAACUGUUGAAGGAUAUUGCGCAAAGAUUUCCCCAUCAUUCGAUGAUUAACACAAAAUUUGAUAUGUACACGGCUCGGCUGAAAAACUACACUCCGUAUCCACCUGAAACUAAUUUGUACGAGUUUUUGAAUGGUGAGUGUUAUCAAGGAAACAAGAUUAUCAAUAAUCUCUCUUCACCUAAAAAUUUCAGUCGCAGACACUGUCCUAGAGAACCACAAUUUCAAUCUUUUGUCAAAUACGCAUUUCCCCCUGAAUCUCCACUUACUAUUACAACUGCUGAUGACUCAAGUGAUUCCAAUAAUUCUCUAGUAUCGAUAUGUUCACACAUGGAUUUUGGAAAUCAUAAUGUUUCUUUUGUAAAUUAUCUGAAUUUCAACAAUAAUGAUACACAAGAAACAAACAAUGAUCACAACUUACGUGUUAUGUCACACGAAAAGGGCAAUUUAAUUCCACGCGUUAUUUCCGGCACCACAGUUACUGCUACCUUAAUAUCAGAAAAUGACAAAAUUAAGUCUGAAAUAUAUCUGCCCAUAACAGAAGAAUUAAACCUGCCUGAGACUCAUUCUAACAUACCUUUGCUUCCAACACCUCAGUCGCAUAUGCCUCCAACCACUUGCUCAUCUCAUGUUGCCGAUACAUCAUCAGGUCAUUCUCCAAUACAGUCAAAGUCCAAAGAACAUUUUAAUAAAGAACAAAAAAAACUGAGACAGUUUGCUCAAAAAAGCCGAACUCUGAUAGUCUUAAGUAUUCUACUUUCCGUUAUCAUUCUGUCAAUAUUAUGUAUUUUUUAUGGUUUCUUGCCACAUUCAGUGUAUUAUAUACCUGAACCAUCUGCUCCACCCUCACAAGUCGUUAAUCCUGGUCUUGCUGAAGGAUCUAGAAAUUCAUAUGCUGGAAACAAUCUGAACAAAAAAACUGAAAUACAAAGCACUGCAGAAAGAGAAAAAUAUCAAUUGUAUUCAGCCACGUCUGACCCUGUGAUGUAUUCUUCAAAUUUACAAACUCUGCCACAUGACCAACAGAGAAUUAUGUAUAUGGUGUUCCAUAGAGUAAGUGAAGCAUUGGGCAAAUCAUGGCGUGAUGUGGCCAGAUAUCUCGAUGUCAGGGAGGCUGACAUUGACCAAAUUGAUGCACAGUUCAAUUCUGAGACCAAAGAAAAAGCCUUCGCAGCUUUGAAGAUAUUUGCUGACAAAAGUGAUUUGCCUUACUGGCCGAAGAACUUGAAGGAUGCAUUAGAAAAGGCAAGACGUAAGGAUCUCAGAAAUCUGGUCGAAGAUCUACUAUCUCGGAACUAUUCAACAAUGUAGAGAAAAAGCAGCCGUACAUACGUUUCUUCUUUCAAAUACAAACUCAGCUGAGCGAAAAGUUUCGCCCUGUAUAUAAUAAUAUUUUUCUCGCUGAGUUAGAAAUAUAUAUUUGGAUAUUGUAACAAUAGCUAUGUUUUUUGUUUUUAUGUUUAUGUGUUAUGCUGGCGUCUAUGAUUACAGUGCAAGAGAAUACUUCAACUAUUGAGGACCUAUCACGAUAAUAUGUGUACAUUUACAUCUACAUAAUAAUGUAAACCUGGACCGUUUUUUUUUUCACAAGUUUAUUAUUAACAAAUUAUUCAAUGUUUAUUCGCGUAUAUUUUUAGUUUUACGUCCAAUUACAGAGUAUUUUCGCGUAGUGACGAAUUCAGAAGCAGGUAACAGAAAAUUGAGUAGAAUGUAAGUUUUAACAGCGAAGAAAACAGUAAAUCAAAUUGACAAGGCAACAAUUAUAAUUGGCGUAAUGCUUUACAUACGCUGACAAUUUUCAUAACAUAAUAGUUCAUCGAAAAACAGAGAUAUUUUAUCCAUCGUUACGAGUAAUAAGCACCCUCGUAUAGUAUAAAUAAAAGUGAAAAUGCAAGUAGAAUAGUUAUGGACUGAGAAAUUCUUUUGCUGGCUGCUGCAUUUCGGUUAUUUAUGUAUUUCAGUUUUAAGUGGAACAUUCAUGUUAAAUUCUUUUUAUUCGCAAAUUUCAAAACCAUUGAUUUUAAGUCGUAAUCAUUCGAUUAUUUCACGACCACAAUUAUGCAACGGAGAGGGUAUAUAACAAAGCAUCGUGAGAAAAGAAUAAAUUUAUUCCACAUAUGACUUGACUAUAUCUUUGUAUACAGAUUUUUUCACAUAUUCUUAUAAAAGAAAAAUAAUAUAUAUAUAUAUAUAGAGAAAAAAAAAUACAGCAGCCUGCGCUAAUGUCCUCUAGACGAAUAACUGUGAGAACAAGUUUUGUAUAUUAAUGUAAAAUUUUAUAUUAAUAUAUCUUUCAUUUAGUUAAUUAAUAACUAAUUUAUUAACCAUCACUCAGUCACGUAUUAUGAGAGGAAAAAUGAUUACUUCAACAUAAUUUUGGGAGGGCGCAACACGGGAGGGGACUGCUUAUUUCUUUGCUCAGCCAUUUACUAGUUCUACACAUGUGUAUAUUCCUCUCCUGAAUAUAGACAGGUGAAUUCAGAUGAUCCGUAUGUCUAUUAGAUAAUUUCUUUUGCAAUUAUUUGUUAAUCGAAUGAUCCGGGUCGGGAAAUGUGAAGAUGAUGUAUAAUAAUAAUCCAAAAGGGCUGUGGUUAAACCGUGUAAGUGUUCUUGGUGACGCUUCCUGCUUUAGCCAUGGUGUCUUUAUGAAUUUGGUAGCCUAUGUUUAUCCUUGGUGCAAUCCGCAGUCUUUCUUUGAGUUUGCGUCUGCAAUAACAAUAUUGAAUGUUAUACAGCAUAUUAAGGAAUUGCAGUUCCCACUUCUGGUUUUAUUUAAAAAAAAAAAAAAAAAAAAAACCUUACCCGAUUUCCAUUACGUUUGGACCCCUGUUUGCAUCUCCUGUCCAUACACCGAUUUUGUCACCCUUUGGUCUUACGUUGACCACAGCUCCACAUACAUCAUCAGAGAACUCGUUAAAUGCUUCACCAAUCAUGCAAAGAAGAA